UCUCACCGUAUUUGGCGGUCGUCUACGCUUAGAAAGGGUAAGGGAAAAAAAAAAGCGAAAACAAAAUACCGAAUCAUUUCCUCUUUUCUCUCUCUCUCGCUCAAUCCCUAGAAUUACCCCCCAAAAAAGCUACGAUUUUUAUUGCUUCGUCUCCAAUUCCUGUUUGAUCCUGAUCGCGAUCAACGCCGGAACGCCUCGAAUCGUUUAUCAGUUUUGGUAUGCUUAGCUGUUGUUGGAUAUGGCAGAGGCAUAAAUAUUAAAUUUUCAACGCGAACCUGUCUCAGCAUCAAAGAGGCCAAUUUUAAUGAAAUGGAAGAUGAUUAUGAAAUGGGUGCCGUCGAAGAUUACCUGGAUGAAGAAUUUCUUGAGGGAAGAAUAGGGCAUUCGGAAUCUGAUGAUGAAUAUGAUCGAUCUCAUGACAAUGCGUCAGAUACGUCAUCUCUACAAGCUAGGAAAGGAAAGGAUAUCCAAGGAAUAGCUUGGGAUAGGUUGAACAUUACGAGGGAAAAGUAUAGGCAGACUAGAUUAGAGCAGUACAAAAAUUAUGAGAACAUACGCAAUUCUGGAGAAGCAUCAGAAAAGGAAUGCCAACCCACGGAAAAAGGGGGUAUGUUCUAUGAAUUCCAGCGCAACACAAGAUCGGUGAAAUCAACUAUUCUUCACUUUCAGCUGAGAAAUUUGGUCUGGGCUACAUCAAAGCAUGAUGUUUUCCUCAUUUCACAUUAUUCUAUCAUGCAUUGGUCAGCAUUAACUAGUAAAGAAUUUGAAGUGAUGAACGUAUCAGGGCACGUGGCACCAUCUGAGAAACACCCAGGAAGCUUGCUAGAAGGCUUUAGUCAUACUCAAGUUAGUACAUUGGCAGUGAAGGAUAAAUUGCUUGUAGCUGGGGGAUUUCAAGGAGAGCUCAUUUGUAAAUACAUGGAUCAGAAGGGAAUAAGUUAUUGUUGCCGAACAACACACGAUGAUAAUGCAAUCACUAAUGCCAUUGAGAUUUAUGACAGUGACAGUGGUCCUGUGCACUUCCUGGCUUCAAAUAAUGAUUGCGGUGUUCGUGAUUUUGACAUGGAAAAGUUUCAAUUUGUCAAGCAUUUUCGGUUUAGUUGGCCAGUGAAUCAUACAUCACUUAGUCCUGAUAAGAAGCUUCUUGUCGUUGUGGGGGAUAACCCUGAGGGACUUCUAGUUGACGCGCAUACUGGAAAGACCGUCCAAGAAAUGCACGGUCACAAGGACUUCUCCUUUGCUUCCGCUUGGCAUCCUGACGGUCAAAUGUUUGCAACCGGCAAUCAAGACAAGACCUGCCGACUUUGGGAUGUUCGGAACCUCUCCAAAUCUCUUGCAGUACUCAGGGGGAAUAUCGGCGCAAUAAGAUCAGUCCGCUUCAGUUCUGAUGGCCGGUUCAUGUGCAUGGCUGAGCCUGCUGACUUUGUUCACAUCUUUGAUGUUGGAAGUGGAUACACUAAAAGGCAGGAGCUUGAUUUCUUUGGUGAGAUCUCAGGCAUGGCUUUUAGCCCUGAUACAGAGGCUCUUUUUGUGGGCAUAUGGGAUAGAACUUAUGGUAGUCUCCUCCAGUAUACCCGAUCUCGGACUUAUACUUAUCUUGACUCUCUACUUUGAUGUAGAAAGUUAGUGUUUGGUUCUGAAAUGGGCCAGAGUCGGUAAUACAACUGUUUCUUUUGGUUAAUAAAGGGGAGAUCUUCUCUUAGUGUAUAGUGACGUACAUUCAGCUGUGGUGUUGUACAAGACGAGGAUGUUUUCCUGUUGUAACUUUAGUUCUGUAAAGAACCAUGACUUUUUAGCAUAAAAACUUUUUUCUGCCAGGUGUUCGUGACGUUUUGAAUU
This is a messenger RNA of Asparagus officinalis (garden asparagus), 1839 nucleotides long. RefSeq lists its product as uncharacterized. Lineage: Eukaryota; Viridiplantae; Streptophyta; Magnoliopsida; Asparagales; Asparagaceae. Gene Ontology annotation, molecular function: protein binding. The transcript is spliced from 10 exons. The coding region runs from base 310 to 1614 and encodes 434 amino acids. The record is from RefSeq and is a predicted model, not a curated record.